AUGUCGCUGGUGGCGCCGAUUGACCAAUGUCGUAGGGUGAAACCCCUGCUUGUCCUACACAGGGUGGAAAAAGUGACAGGUCUUAUCGUCAACAACACAGACGUUCCGAGAUCCCCGACAUGGAGGGAAAUGAAGAGACUGCAGACAUUAAUAAAUGUUAAGCAAAGUGUGAGAGACUUGGUGAAAGUAUCCAGGAUAGUCAUUAUUGCCAUCGCCCUGACCUACGAUUCCUGCCUAUCUGGUCUUGUCUCCCGAGUAUCAGCCUCGUUGGAUACUUCCCGGACUCCCCUCCUAUCCUCGAAUCUUCCUGCAAACUGCAAAGCACUUGACAACGUCUUCCUGAUGAAGGAGCCCAAAGAGUCCAAAGAAGAGAGCAAUAGGAAAUUGGCCUUUGCGCUCACCGUCCUCGAUCACUGCAUCGCAAAUCAUGGCGAUUGGCGAGCAGAACUGCAUCAGCGCAUGACCCAAAAGUUCAACAAAAAGAAGAACUGGGAAGUUUCUUUGAACAAUCUGCUAAGGCGUUUUGAACUGUCCGUUGAAGAGUUUCCUAUUGUGAAAGAGAAGGGUUCCGAGCACCUCAUCAACAAUGUUCAUCUCCAAGAGCUCAUCCCAAUAAUGAACAAAGAUCGUCUAGAAUUUGGUCUUCCUCUUUACGAAUUUUGUCAUCACCAGAGCACACAGCCCGACAAUGAUAAUGGCAAAGGCUUGCGUCCAGAGAAUGAUCAGGUGAGAUAUGCGCCCAAGCAGUGGAGAUUUACGCUAAAUUUCAUGAAGGCUCCCGUCGAUAGUCUUCCAACAACUACUAGUACCUUGGAAGAUCAAGUCGUUGAGACGAAUCCAAUUAUCAGCCCUGAACACCAAUCCAAGGAAAGUCGCCCUAGCGUCCUUGCCUGCGAUGGAAUACCCUACUGUGGCCAUCGUUCCGUAAACAGCUUCGUGGAGCACGCAGGAAACUUCGAAGCUCAUGUCAGUGACGGAUCUGACUCAGACGAGCUUUCAAGUCCAGACAAUGAAUCCUCAUGUUAUGAUGAUGACAAAGGACUUGUAACAACUCAGAAGAAGAAGCUCAAGGCUGCGAUCCGUGAAGUGGCGCCUGGUGAAGGGACAUUGGCCAACGAAUCAACAGUGAGAUCACGCCCACCUUGCUGUCGGUGCAAAAAGAGAAAGGUGAAGUGUUUACAGCAGGGUCUGAGCUGUAAGGGCUGUAUGGAUGCAGGCCUUCAUUGCAUGCCCUAUGCCACGCCUGCGUUGGGACAGAUCCUCCCACCUUCGAAGAAGCGUAAACGUCCCCAUUCCAGCACCCAGCUACUUAAGUCGAGCCCUCAUGUAACGCAGUUAAUGAAGUCGAGCCCUCAUGUAACGCAGUUAAUGAAGUCGAGCCCUCAUGUAACGCAGUUAAUGAAGUCUAGUCCUCAGGUAACGCAGCUACUGAAGUCUAGCCCUCAUGUAACAAGUGCCGACUUUACGACCAACAAACUCCUCAAUGGCACAUCGUCGCCCAGUAGUAAAGGAGCUGUCGUUGCGCAGGCGAUAUCUUCGAAUAUGCCUAACACAGAUUGUGGCAGGCAAGGUGAUCAGGAGAAAGAGUUGCAAGAGAUGCAAGACAAGUACUGGUUGCUCGCCAGUCAUGCUGAAUUUCUUCUGAGGCGUCUACAAUCACAUCAACAAUGCUCUCUGGCAGAACUUGGACGGCUAAGGAGCAUUGAACGAACGAUCGAUGGUUUUGAUCUGUCGCAAUGCCGAAAAAAGCUGACGGGUGAUUUGAUCUCAGCAGACAAACAAGUCAAAAGUGCCCAGAAAAUGGUCAGUAGAUUGACUGGAGGAAUGUGCUUUGAUAUAGGCCCAGACGACAUAGCUUCGGCCUCCUGCUGGUAUGCAGAACACAUUGAUGAUGAUUGGACGUAUAUACGGCGUCAGCUACGAAUCAUCAUCAAUCAUACACAGCCAUCAGACAUCCCAAACACUGAAAGGCUUAAACCGAUCUCAGAUGUGAUUACACGCUGGUUUGACGGCGAAUCCUCGGCGAGCUAUUUUCCGGAUUGGUUGGCACAAUAUGGAGGCAGCAAGCUGCUAAAUGAUUGCGUUGAGCAGUCUCUUCUGAGCACUCUGUUUUGCUAUUAUGCGUUUAAAGACCAGAUCAUCGGUCAGCUGGAAUCAUCCGAUGAUGCAAUGAAGUUAUACGAGAUGAUUAACGUCAAGGGAGGUUUAGGAGGUCUAAGAGCCGUGAGAAAUGCAAAUAUGUGUGCCACCAAGCUUCUCAUAGAGGAGGAUGACUUCAAAUCAAACCAACUUCCCAAAAUUGAAAUAUCGCUCACCAAAACACUCACUAGAAGCCUGAACAUCGCUUUCGGACAGGUUUCUCAGGAACGCUACGCCAGGUCAGACCUCUCUCAAGUGUGCAAACUGGCCUUGAAAUUGAGGUUGGAUCUCACGGUCAGUUCGCCAAACUACCAGUUCAUCUUCUUCCAGCCGCGCACCACCUUUGAUCCACACUGGAUGACUGGGGAAACCAACACAUGCACAGAGUUAGAACCUGAUCACUGCGUUGGGAAGACCGUAAGAAUCUGUCUCUUCCCGGCUAUCGCCCAGCAGGAGUUUCAACUUGACGAAGUUACUGCGAAUGAUAUACCAUCCGUUCUGGCUUGCAAUAAAACGUUUGGGCUGCACUUACAUGACACUGUGCCUGUGGACUCGACGGCACUGGUGUCGAAGGCGGUUGUCGUUCUAGACUAAGAUGUGGAUCACGUUGAAAUGGGAUUUCAUUCUGUUUUCUUUCUUUUUCUUUCAGUGUAUGGUAAACGGUCAACAUUACGGUAUUUGCUCCACACAUGCUUGCACACUUUCGGGUUUGGUACACGGUCACGAUCAUGGUAUUUGCGCUAGGUAGCCUUAUGAACUUUCGG
Molecule: messenger RNA, 2903 nt
Organism: Aaosphaeria arxii CBS 175.79
Lineage: Eukaryota; Fungi; Ascomycota; Dothideomycetes; Pleosporales
Exons: 2
Coding region: 1-2733 (910 amino acids)
Biological process (GO): regulation of DNA-templated transcription
Molecular function (GO): zinc ion binding; DNA-binding transcription factor activity, RNA polymerase II-specific
Source: RefSeq, a predicted model, not a curated record